UGCGCGUGAGAGUGCGCAUGAGAGAGCGCGUGAGAGAGCGCGUGAGUGUGCGCGUGAGAGAGCGCGUGAGUGUGCGCGUGAAGGGGCGCGUGAAAGUGCGCGUGAGUGUGCGCAUGAGUGUGCGCGUGAGAGAGCGCGUGAGUGUGUGCCUGAGAGAGCGCGUGAGUGUGCUCGUGAGUGAGUGCGUGAGAGAGCACGUGCGUAUGCGCGUGAGUGAGUGCGUGAGAGUGCGAGUGAGAGUGCGCGUGAGAGAGCGCGUGAGAGAGCGCGUGAGAGAGGGCGUGAGAGAGCGCGUGAAGGGGCGCGUGAGUGUGCCCGUGAGUAUGCGCGUGAGUGUGCACAUGAGUGUGCACGUGAGAGAGCACGUGAGUGUGCGCAUGAGUGUGCGCGUGAGGGAGCGCGUGAGUGUGCGCGUGAGAGAGCGCGUGAGAGUGCACGUGAGAGUGCGCGUGCGAGAGCGCGUGCGAGAGCGCGUGCGAGAGCGCGCGAGAGAGUGA
Molecule: messenger RNA, 497 nt
Organism: Closterium sp. Naga37s-1
Lineage: Eukaryota; Viridiplantae; Streptophyta; Zygnematophyceae; Desmidiales; Closteriaceae
Source: the annotation of a GenBank genome assembly